Molecule: messenger RNA, 669 nt
Organism: Lottia gigantea (owl limpet)
Lineage: Eukaryota; Metazoa; Mollusca; Gastropoda; Lottiidae
Exons: 1
Cellular component (GO): extracellular matrix
Molecular function (GO): protein binding
Source: RefSeq, a predicted model, not a curated record
AUGUUUAAUUGUAACAUUAUUAAUGACGGUCCUAUUUUAUUCCCCCCAUAUACGAGAACUGAGAAUUUCGUGUUGGAUUCCAUACGCCCCUCAGAUGUGGACAAAUUUCGAUUUCGGGAUCUAACCGUAAGGACCCGUUUUCAAAUCUCAAACAGCAAUCUAAAUAAAAUUCCGAAUCUGCGCUUUAAGUUAUCUUUAGGCAAAGUGAAACCUGAGCUAAAUAACUUGACAGAUUAUGUGUGUGAAAUAGGAGUAAGUUUCAAGUUUCUAAGGUCUCUCUGCUAUUCCCUGUUCCGGUCAGGAAUCCCGGUAGAUCUAUCAUACAAUCAGAUAUCAAAUUUAAACAAUUUUACAAAUCCAUUGAUAUAUAAUUUUACACUGAGCCAUAAUUCUAUCAAGGAAAUUAAACAGAGUUCCUUUCCUUCUUUUAACAUACUAAAAUAUCUUGAUCUAAGCUAUAAUCAGAUUGAAACUAUAGAAAUAGCAGCCUUUUCUAAUUUAAAGUAUCUCAAGGAUUUGUUUUUAAAUGGGAAUAAUUUGAUCGUGUUUGAUUGUAGACUCAGUUUUAAUAUCCCUUUGAACUAUCAGGUCGAUUUGCGAUCCAAUCAAUUAAAAUAUCCACCAUUUGAAUAUAACCGAUCUACGGUAAAAUCGAGGUACUUAAAAGUU